Molecule: messenger RNA, 1162 nt
Organism: Parus major (Great Tit)
Lineage: Eukaryota; Metazoa; Chordata; Aves; Passeriformes; Paridae
Gene: NEUROG2
Product: neurogenin 2
Exons: 1
Coding region: 46-738 (230 amino acids)
Molecular function (GO): protein dimerization activity
Source: RefSeq, a predicted model, not a curated record
UUCCCGGUGCUGCCCGGUGCGGCCCCGUCCAGCCGCCGCGCAAGGAUGCUGGUGAAGGCGGAGGUCCUGGCGCCGCCCGCCGAGGACGAGCUGCUGCUGCUGGGGCUGGGCUCGCCCGCCCCCUCGCCCUCGCUGCCGUCCAGCGCCGAGGAGGAGGAGGAGGAAGAAGAGGAGGAGGAGGAGGAGGAGGAGCUGCGCGCAGCCCCGCCGGCUCGUCCCGUCGAGGCUCCGGGCGGCCGCGGGCUGCGGCGGGCGGAGGGGAAGCGACGGCCGGGGCGGUCCCGGGGCGCCCCGCGGGCGGCGCGCACGGCGGAGACGGCGCAGCGCAUCAAGCGGAGCCGGCGGCUCAAGGCCAACAACCGCGAGCGCAACCGGAUGCACAACCUGAACGCGGCGCUGGACGCCCUCCGCGACGUGCUGCCCACCUUCCCCGAGGACGCCAAGCUCACCAAGAUCGAGACGCUCCGCUUCGCCCACAACUACAUCUGGGCGCUGACCGAGACCCUGCGGCUGGCCGGGGCGGCGCGGCUCGGCCCCGACGGGGCGGCGGCGGUCCCCGCCGAGGGCAGCCCCUCGCCCGCCUCCUCCUGGAGCGGCGGCGCCGCCAGCCCCGCGCCCUCUGCCUCCCCGUACGCCAGCACUUUAUCGCCCGCCAGCCCCGCCGGCUCCGCCUCGGAUCCCGAGCACUGGCCCGGCCGCUUCGCCCCGGGGCCGCCGCUGCCCCGCCGCUGCCUCUAGCCCGGCCCGCAGCUCCCGGGGCUCCCCCCGGGGCUGGAGCGGCGGCAUCUGCCCGAUUCCCAGGGCAGGGCGGGCUGUGGGAACGGCACCUGCCAAACCAAACUUUCCGUCUUUCUCUGUUUCUCUCUCUCUCUCUCUCUCUCUCGCCGAUGUGCACUUUGUCCAGUUUUCCCAGAUCUGUCACCGCGGGGCUUUUGUGUGUGUGUCCCCCCCUUUCCCCGCUCCCCUCUUUGCCAUCUGUCCCUUAUGAUUUAUAGGCGGGAGGGGGGGGCAAAGCGAGGGGAAAAAAAAAAAAAAAAAAAAAAGUAAAUUGUUUUGUUAGGGGUCCAGGUUAGAAGUCAUUGUAUAAUUUGUAGGCUUUGUGAGGGCUGAAUGCAAGCGUGGAAAUUUAGGCUGAACUCUCUAUCAAAAGGGGAAAAAAAAA